Molecule: messenger RNA, 1203 nt
Organism: Rasamsonia emersonii CBS 393.64
Lineage: Eukaryota; Fungi; Ascomycota; Eurotiomycetes; Eurotiales; Trichocomaceae
Product: SYF2 splicing factor domain protein
Exons: 3
Coding region: 1-1203 (400 amino acids)
Cellular component (GO): Prp19 complex; catalytic step 2 spliceosome; post-mRNA release spliceosomal complex
Source: RefSeq, a predicted model, not a curated record
AUGCCUUCGCCAGAAAGGGAGGAAAUCUCUGCGAUCAGCCAGGGUGACACGACUGACCAGCCUAACAUGGACGUCGCGGAGAAAAAACAGACACAGGAGAGUGAUGAGACACAAGAAAGCGUACAGAAGGUGUCAGAUGAGAACUCAGAUGAGAAAGGCGAUGAGGCUGCGACCAAGGAGGACGACGCUGCAGCCAAGGCCCGUGAACGACUAGAAAGAUUCAAAGCAUUGAAAGCCCGCGCAAAAAGUGCGACAGAUAGCAACUUGAAGGAGACUGCGGCCGAAUCCCAACGCCUUGCCACCGACCCUGCCAUGCUUUCGUCGCUGUCGCGCAAACACGCAUUUGCAUCACACAACCUUCUGAAAGCUGAUACAGAAGCCGCUGGUGAAGAUUUUGAGCGUAAACGUGCCUGGGACUGGACUAUUGAAGAGUCCGAAAAAUGGGACAGACGCAUGGAAAAGAAACAGCGCCACCGUGACGACGUACUGUUUCAAGACUAUCGCCAGGAUGCGCGCAAAGUUUACAAGCGGCAAAUGAAGCAGCUGCAACCGGAUCUGGAAGCAUAUGAGCGGGAGAAGAUGGCAGCUAUGGAGAGAGCUGCAGCCAGCGGAGGUCUCGAAAUUGUCGAAACCAACGAUGGCGAGUUGGUCGCUGUUGACAAGAACGGAACCUUCUACUCAACCGCCGAUUCCACGGAUUUUGUCGAGAACAAACCCGACCGGGCGGCCGUGGACAAGCUGGUAGCAGACCUCCGGAAAGCAGAAGAGGUUCGCCUCAAGAAGCGCCGUGAACGUCGCGGUGAGGAAGAACCGGAUGUCACCUACAUCAACGAGAAGAACAAGCAGUUCAACCAGAAACUUGCCAGGUUUUACAACAAGAAAUUCGAGACAGCUUCGAACGUGGAACAGCACUAUGAAACGGGCAGUGCUUCUAUUUUACAUGGGAAAUCUUCUCAGAAGGAAACAAAAUAUCCUUACAGGUGCCGGAUAUCUCUGCGUCGGAGCCCUACAGGCAAGCCGUCCAAACACCGACUAAAGCAUGCUCUUCCUCCAUGCUUUGGUGGCCAGAGUUUCUAUCUUUUUUAUCCCGAUCACACCGCGCGUUGCUUCGUCUUCGAUUGCCUCGACGACGGCUUGCCCUACCACGUCGACCUGGAGAGGCUUCUCCGUCAUGGCUCCCAAGAACUGGAGUUUUCCGCCUAG